UUGAUGCGCCGAGUAAUCUUGUAGAAGUUUACAAACUUGUCAAAGAUCCAUCCUGCGUCCAUCAUCAGGGCGAUGACUCGCCUCUCUCGACUCAUUCUGCUACGAGACUGCACGGUCCAACAACCCUGAAGUCAGUCUUUUUAGAGAUAUAGAAUGUUUUGCUAAAUUGUGGAGUAGAAAUAAUCGGUGCUUAAAAGUAUUGUGUAAACAUAUCGUUGCGUAACCGAUUUAUGGUUUGCUUUGAAUUAUUCGGUGGCAUCAAUCGAUUACAAUUAUGGCUGCUACGACGUUAAUCUGUGGCUGUUAUGGGUUAAUUUAUGGUUAUGAUAUUGUUGUAGAAUGGUUUUGAAGUUUGUGAAAUGUUUCAUAUUAGCUACACAUUUUCUGAAUAUUAGGAACGACAACCAUGAGCGGUGGAUUAGUCCCUAGUAAAAGUACGGUUUAUGUUUCCAAUUUGCCAUUCUCUCUUACAAAUAAUGAUUUACACAAAAUAUUCGAAAAAUAUGGAAGAGUUGUCAAGGUUACAAUAAUGAAAGAUAAAAUAACACGGAGAAGCAAAGGUGUUGCAUUUGUUCUGUUCCUGAAACGGGAGGACGCACAAUCAUGUGCCAAAGCUAUAAAUGGGCGACAAAUGUUUGGCCGCACACUUAGAAGCAAUCUGGCAAUUGAUAAUGGGAGAAGUGUUGAGUUUAUACGUCGUAAAUCUUAUCCUGACAAAUCACGAUGCUAUGAAUGUGGUGAAGACGGCCACUUGAGCUAUAAGUGUCCAAAGAAUGCACUAGGUGAAAGAGAUCCACCUCCUAAGAAAGAGAAAAAGAAGAAGAAGAAGGAAAGUCAUAAAGAUGAAAAAAGUCAGAAUGAAGAAGAAUUUGGGAGUUCAGAUGAAGAUUAUUGGUUAGAAAGCACACAGAGUAGACAUAAGAAGAAGAAAGAAAUUUUGGAAGAUGAAGAGGAACCAGAGGAAGAAGUGGAACCUGACAUGGAAACCCUUAGUGCAGUUAUAAAAAUUGAGCAGGAGCAGGUGGAGCUGGAUGAGUACCGGUAUAAAGUUGCAACAGGACACUAUGAAGACACUACAGUUUCAAGCACCAAGCCAAAGAGAAGAAUCAGACCAAGCAGCUAUUUUAGUGAUGAAGAGGAUGUAAGUGAAUAACUGUGAUGGAAAUGACUUUAAUAUGGAUGCAUGUCAGACUAAAGUUCUGCAAUAUUAUAUUCAAUUCAAUUCAUUUGUUAAAGUGCUUGACAAAAAUCAAAGAAGCCAAUAACAGCCAAGCACUAACAACAAUACAAACAUUACAAUACAAAAGCAAACAAACAAUGAACUGAA
Zootermopsis nevadensis is the source of this 1327-nucleotide messenger RNA. Its product is annotated as zinc finger CCHC-type and RNA-binding motif-containing protein 1. Gene Ontology annotation, cellular component: U12-type spliceosomal complex. The record is from RefSeq and is a predicted model, not a curated record. Lineage: Eukaryota; Metazoa; Arthropoda; Insecta; Blattodea; Termopsidae. Gene Ontology annotation, molecular function: zinc ion binding; RNA binding. Gene Ontology annotation, biological process: mRNA splicing, via spliceosome.